UCCUCCUCCGCCUGCUUUCCCGGCACCGGAGAAGCGGCUGCGGCGGGAAGCUUAGAGCGCGCGAGGAAAGUAUAAGCGCGGAGGUUCCCUUUGCUGACCUUUCGGAGCGGCAAGCGGGUGCUCUGUCAUUUCCGGCUUGCCAAAAAAGCCUUUUUCCCCGCUUGGGUUGCUUGGACGGCUGGCUGGCUGGCUUUCUCUUCCAAGCUGUUCCUUCUUCUUGGAAGGAACAGGUCGAGCUGUCCGAGAGGUUUUGCCAGCCUUUUCCGUCUGCGCGAAAACUACGACCGAGGGCUUUUUCCUUCCGCGGUUGGCAACUUAACCUGGGCACAAGCAUUCCUUUGAACCGGGAGUAGCGCAAAUGCUCUGUCUAGAAAGCGUUUCCCAAACGCGGUUUGCUGCACCUGACCUCCCUCCCUCCCUCUCUCUCUCCCCAACGAGGCUUUUGGGGAGAAGAUGAGAAAAUGUGCCCCAUUUGAGGAAAAACUGCAUUAAUUCUUCAGCUCUUGAAGAGAUGUAAAAACCGAAGGCUUCUGUGAACUUGAUAGCAAAGGAUUUAUUAUUUCUGCCAUCGAAAUGAAGACUUUAAAGUAGAUAAAUUUCAUACAAGAUUUAUGGACAAAGAUACAAGAUACUCUUCUAUAUCAGCAAGCCUGCAAUGUAAUAUGUAUUGAAAAGCUUGCAAAGCAAUGCAGAGAUCUGGGAAAGAACAUUCCAAAACUCUCCAUCAGGAAGACAAAGAAGUAAAUGGAAUGACUGAAGGUGUCUCUCGCUCCUUUUCGCUUCCUUCUCCCCUUCUCUGCUUGAGUGGUGAGGGAAACACACAAGUGGAAAUGCUGGAAAAAGCCCAGGAGCUCUUCCGGCUCUGUGACAAGGAGGAGAAGGGUUUCAUAACAAGAUUUGACAUGCAGCGGUUACAAAGUGAGCUACCAUUCACAACCGAACAGCUGGAGGCUGUUUUUGACAGUCUGGUGCAAGACAAUAAUGGUUACCUCACCCCAGUAGAAUUCAGUGUAGGCCUAGGGAAGUUCAUAGGAAACGAGCCACACCAGAACUCUGAAAAUGCCAGUCACGAGGAGACCUUUGAAUCUAGCUGGUCAGAGGAAUUGGACCAGACGGAUGAAGGGGAGAAACUGUUUUGCUCUGUGCUGGAGCAGUUUGAAGCAUCCCAGAUCUUUGAAGAUCAGGGUGAAGUUCAAGAGCUUUGGGUUCGAAUCCGAAAAGAGGCACCAGAACUCCUAGCCAGGUUUGAAGAGUUUCUUUUCCAUAUUUCUUCAUACAUCAAGGAACUACACCAUGAGAAAGAAUCGAUGGAACUGGUAUUAAAACGAAGAGAGACCGACCAUGGCCGAGAAAUCAGGUGUCUCUAUGAGGAAAUGGAGCAACAAAUUAAAGCUGAAAGGGAGCGGCUGGUUCAGCAGGAGUCAACAAGACUUGAGAAAAACAACAUGUUUCAGAAAGAGUUGCAGAACAAAGAACAAGAAUUUGAGAAAAUUCUUUACCGGCAAAAAAAGUUGGAACAUCAGUUACACUGUCAGCACUCCGAGCAGCUAGAAAUGCGUAUACGAAAUGAGAGAUUACAAAUUCUGAGUGAAAAUCUCCUGGAUCAGCUGGAAAGGACCAAGUGGGACCUGGAAGUAGCCCAAAGUAGGUUGCAAGAAUUGCAGAAAGAAGCCCAGGCAGAGCAGGAACAGAAGAACAGAGAUAUAUUUCAAGCUUCUAAGAAUAUGCAGAAGGAAAAACAAAGCCUCUUGCGUCAGUUGGAGCUCCUCAGUUCUAGGCAUUUGACAAAUAAAGUUGCUUGAACUUGCUGGGGAAGUCCAGUCAAUUUGCCUAAGCAUGGAUUUUUUUCUAUUAUCUAUGAAAUGCUUGAUCCUCUGAUUUCUGCAAAUGGUCUAAAUUAGUCCUUUAUAAUUCUAGUGUUUUAUGUGGUGGCUACUUAAUAUAAAACACUUAAAAGACUUGUAGAGCUGCUGCUAUUGAUCUGAGGUAUAUAAAAGAGCACAGAGUGUAAUUUUGUUGAAAUGAACAUCUUAAAUGGUAUCUAUUUUAUUGUGUUGCCACCAUGGUUAUAGAAUUGUGUGCUUUCUACCACAAGUUACAUUUAGUCCUAGACAGGUGGAUAGACAACAUUUUUGUAAUAAAUAUCUUACCUGAAAGGAAUACGUUAUUAAGAGAUGCAAUUUCAUAUACAUACAUACACCACACACACAGACAUACCAAAAGUCAGACCCCAUAAACAAUUUAUUACUUAAAUUACAUUAAAUGUUUGAAUUGGUUGCAAUUUUCUUCUAAACACUUAUUUGGCUCAUGACCUUUGAACUUUCCUAAGUACAGUACAGUAACAUUUCUCUAAAAAUAUUAUUUAGCCAAAUUAGUCCAACCUGUUCUUUACUACUUUGGGACUUGAUUUUGAUUUUUGGUAGUAUGUGUAUGUGUGCGUGUACAAUACAGAUACAAAUAAUAUACAUAUUAUAUAAUGAGCUAGAAGAGCUAUGCUUUUUUAUAGUGUUGUAUAAAUUUGAACAUGUUGAUAUUUGGCAGUAAAAUGCUGUAUGCUAUUUUAGCUUUGUUUAACCUGGUUUUUUCCAGAAAUGCUGGACUGCAACUUCUUUAAAAUUAUGUGUACUGGGGAAGAUUGCCUUAAAAUAAAUUAUACCAGACUAUGAUGCUAAUUCAAUAGGUCUGAAAUCAAGAUGACUAGGCUAGUUUAAGCAUUUUAAAGGUCUGCCUUAGACCAGAUACAGUGUGAUCUAUUUACUUUUACUUAGAAAUAACCCCAUUAUGUUAAGUGAGGCCUACUUUCAAAUAAAAAUACACAGGGUAGCAACCACAAAGAAUGCAAUGAAAGUAGUCUUUUGCAUACAGUAUCUCAUUUCAAAGUGUGUUUACAUGGUGUCACAAGCUUCUUUUUGUUUUGCAUGGCAUCUGGAUAAGCUGUUGUUUGGCCAAUAGAGAUUUAUAUGUGCAGUAGCUCAGACAUUUCUAGUUAUUUUGUAGAGGAUAUUUAAAGAAAUUGCAUCCCAGUGGAGAAUAGGGCCACUUUCUCACUGGUUUGCAAUAAUUCAGAGAAUUAUAUCAUGAACUUUGCUAUUUGGAACCUUUAUCUUAUUUAUCCCAAAAGCAGCAAGAAAGGAAAAGCUCAACAGGACAUGAAUUAGAUUCUAUAAAUUAGACACCAUUGCCUCUUUGACAUUCUCCUGACUUUGUUGCUAGGCUGCUACGUCUCUUGGCCUCUCUGGACUGCAUGACUCCCUCCUGGGAGCAAAUGCCAUUUUUGGAGCAGACACAAUUCAUUAUGGCCACUCUGAAAAUGGCAUCCACUUCCGGGACAGAGUCACAUGGCCUAGAGACAGGGCAGCGUGCUCUGCUUCCCUAACACCCUCUCCAGAGUUCUGGAGAACUUCUAAAGGUAAGGAUGCAAUCCGUUACUAGGGUGUGUGGGAACCACUGGAGUCAGAAAUAGACCCAAGGCCUUCAGGGACCAGAUGGGAGGGAAGUAGGCCCAAAGCCUCUGAGGAUCCCGAGGAGUGGGAUGGGGGGGGGGGGAGAUAGGAAGGGUUAGGACACUGCAACGUACGUACCUGCCAUCAGUCAUAAGGGGGGAAUGACCUCAGGUGUGCUGACCAUAACUUUGAAAUCAGGUGAUAAUUAGCUCAGUUGUACCUUUGAACUAUUAGAACAUUGUUUUAAUUCUAGCACUUAGCAAUAGCACUUAGACUUAUAUACCACUUCACAGUGCUCUUACAGUCUCCUCUAAGCAGCUUUACAGUGUCAGCAUAUUUCCCCCAACAAUCUGGGCCCUC
This is a messenger RNA of Thamnophis elegans (Western terrestrial garter snake), 3803 nucleotides long. It is a transcript of the gene CRACR2B, whose product is annotated as calcium release activated channel regulator 2B. The record is from RefSeq and is a predicted model, not a curated record. The coding region runs from base 687 to 1802 and encodes 371 amino acids. Lineage: Eukaryota; Metazoa; Chordata; Lepidosauria; Squamata; Natricidae. The transcript has 13 exons. Gene Ontology annotation, molecular function: calcium ion binding.